Molecule: messenger RNA, 1555 nt
Organism: Dufourea novaeangliae
Lineage: Eukaryota; Metazoa; Arthropoda; Insecta; Hymenoptera; Halictidae
Product: protein CDV3 homolog
Exons: 3
Coding region: 126-851 (241 amino acids)
Cellular component (GO): cytoplasm
Source: RefSeq, a predicted model, not a curated record
GCCCAUGUGGACAGCAGCAGCAGUGGCUCCGAUCAUUCCGCGUUGAGGCCCUUCCUCGUGCUCUCUCUUGUGAAUAAAGACUUUCGUAAAGAUAAUCGUGUGUGCACCGUGAAAAUCAUCGCAGCAUGGCGGACUUGGACGAUUUCUUUGCGAAGAAAGACCGCAAGAAAGCGAAGGGAAGGAAGUUCACUACCACCGACGAGAUAGCGAAGAAAUUAGAGGAGACGGGAAAGUGGUUGGGAAAGUCGAAAACGAAAGACAAACCAACGAACCCUGAGGUCGAGGAGACUCAGCAAACCGAGGAUGAAGACGAAUGGAGAGAGUUUGAAGAAGAGAAGAAGGAUUAUACUGGCUUGAAAAUAGGAAACUUAACAGUUAAUGAGACUUUAGAUGCAGAAUCCGAUGAUGAGAAAGGCACAGGAGAUAAUAGUUCAGAUGGAGAAUCUGGAGAAGGUGGUGGAAAGCACUCAGGGCCAUGGAAAAAACCAGAACAUCCUCCACAACCUGUAGUAACAGAAGCAGCCCCACCACCUCCACCAGUUACUUCAGGAAGUAGUUAUAAGCCACCUCACUUAAGAAACGUUCAACCUGUAGCCUCUAGUCCCAGAUUGGGACCAGGGAGGAAUAUUGCGCCGGAUAUACAUAGCGAAGAGUACUUCCCAACUUUAAAUUCUAAGCAGCAACAGAGCAACGAACCCACUGGACCAUGGGGCAGGCGGAAACGAGAUGAAGGUGUGUUCGAAGAAGUCCGUAACAGAGGAGGAAGUAGAUCGUACGUGCCAGAACAGGUACAAGCGCCAAAGCUAACCCUGGGUAACAAAUACGGUGCCCUGUCGCAAGAUCAAAGCUGAAAGCAUCUCCCCUGACUCAAUCAAAUGACAUACAAUCAAUAUUGCGUCAUCGCCUCUCUCCGUUUCGUGGCCCAGCUGCGCUAUAAAGUAUCUUUUCUAGGAUAGAAAGCAACAAACGUGUAUCAUCAUACGCAUCACAAUCACGUACAUGCCCUAGUUUUGAAAGGCCCAGGCUGAAUGUCAGUUUUGCUCGAUCAAGGUUCCGGCUGCGUCGAGCCGGAAACAUCCUAAACCACCGGGAAGCACGAACGUGCUCGCGGAGCUUUAUUUUCGUACGAGAAAUAUGCUCAAAUGUUUAGCACCAGUUUUCUAUUUAAUUUUUUUAAUCAACGUAGACCGUAAGCGAACAAUGGUAAAUAGGAAGGGAUUCGUUAGGCGAACCGGAAGUCGGGGUAGGGACACUGGACGGAAGAGUUUGCGCGACCGCACUGUUUACGCGCACGGUGCUGUUUUCAUUUGGCGCGUGUAUGCUUUAUUGGUCAUGUUCGAUCGCGUUCGAGAUAACACGGGAAUAGAGAUUAGGGCACUAGGAUACUCAGACAUGACAACCACGAUAAGAAGAUACACGAGACAUAUUUAUAUUUUACGAGGGGAACUCGUUUAGCGAAACGAUUGCGGGGAAAUCGAUCGAUCGCCCUUUCGAAAACAACGAUGAUCCCGCUUGGGCCGUCUUCUAUUCGAAAGUUAUCGUUCCGCUCAAGGUA